Messenger RNA from Juglans regia (Persian walnut), 1416 nucleotides. Its product is annotated as disease resistance protein RGA2-like. Gene Ontology annotation, molecular function: protein binding. Lineage: Eukaryota; Viridiplantae; Streptophyta; Magnoliopsida; Fagales; Juglandaceae. The transcript is spliced from 4 exons. The coding region runs from base 1 to 1416 and encodes 471 amino acids. The record is from RefSeq and is a predicted model, not a curated record.
AUGUCGAUAUGUUUCUUCCAAGAUCUUAAUGAAUAUAAGUUUUGCGUGUAUUCCUUCAAAAUGCAUGAUCUCGUCCAUGAUCUUGUGCUCUCUAUUGGCCAUGAAGAGUGGUUGGAAAUAGACUCUGACAAUAAAGACGUGGCCUCGACAGUUCGUCAUUUGUCAAUUUCAUCUAGUGACCAACAAGUUUCAAAGUUCUCGAACAAGUUAACUAAUGUGAGGAGCAUCAUAUUCCAAACCAAACCACACGUGUCCUCAGUUGAAGCAUGCAUCUCAAGAUUCAAGUCUUUACGUGUGCUAGCUAUACCUAAUUCAGAUUUUGAGAAUUUGCCAAGUUCCAUUGGUACUCAAAAGCAUUUGAGAUAUCUCAACCUAUCUGGUAAUGAGUCAAUCAAGAAGCUUCCUAAUUCCAUUUGCAAGCUGCACAAUUUGCAAACAUUGUUGCUUCAUGGAUGUUCUAACCUUGAACGACUGCCCAAAGAUAUGAGGAACAUGAUCAACCUUAGGUUUCUUACUAUUUCAACAAAAGAUACAUGCUUGUUCGUGAAUGGAGUAUGUUGCUUCAAUUCUCUUCAGAUUUUAUUUGUGAUGGGAUGUCCAAGACUUGAAUGCUUGUUUCCACAGAUGGACAGGUGCCUCACCAACCUUCGUACAUUGGUUUUUGGAGGAUGUGAAAGUUUGAUCUCUUUGCCACUUAUUGUCAAGCACCUAACUACCUUAGAGUCAUUGUACAUUGUUUAUUGUCUGGAGAUGGAUUUGACGGGAGGAGAAAGAGAUGCACAAGAUCUCAAUUUGAGACUCAAAAGCUUGCAUAUUAAAGCGUUACCAAAGUUGGAGAUUUUACCCGAAUGGCUCUUAAGAUCUGCAAACACUUUAAAGCACCUACGUAUCAAGGAGUGUGAAAAUCUCAAGGUGUUGCCAGAGUGGUUACCAACUCUGAAAUCACUUCAGACAUUGGAGAUCACUAGCUGCUAUGAGCUAUCAUCUCUACCGGAGGGGAUUCAUCAUAUGAAAACAUUAAGAAAACUGAAGAUUAAAUAUUGUCCUGAACUCGUUACUCAUUUAGAAGACUUGUCCAACAUACCAGAGCUCGAACUCGAUUCUGAAGAUGAUCAAGAAGAUGAUGGGGAUUCUGAAAAAGGUGAAGAUGAUGAGCUGCGUUUCGCAUCUUCAGCCCAGGUUCCCUCCCGCAUGCUGCGUUCUGCGUCUCCAGCCUUGAAGCCACAAUCUGCUUGUCCAGAAGCUGCCCGUGUGAGCUGCUCUGCACCUCUUAAUCAUGUAGUUUUUGACACUUUAUCACACAUCACCGGCCUUUCUCUUCUGUCUGCGACCAUUGAUUUUCGUUUCCGAGCUUCGUGCUCAGUUGUGUUGUUUUGUGAUAUCGUAUCAUAUACUGUGGUUCUUAUGAUUGAAUGA